Sciurus carolinensis (gray squirrel) is the source of this 2263-nucleotide messenger RNA. It is a transcript of the gene Ube2v1, whose product is annotated as ubiquitin conjugating enzyme E2 V1. The transcript has 4 exons. Lineage: Eukaryota; Metazoa; Chordata; Mammalia; Rodentia; Sciuridae. Bases 297 to 740 code for a protein of 147 amino acids. Gene Ontology annotation, cellular component: nucleus. The record is from RefSeq and is a predicted model, not a curated record. Gene Ontology annotation, biological process: DNA damage tolerance; protein K63-linked ubiquitination.
UUCUGUCACAGUCGCGCCCUCCCACGCCUAAUCGCCCCUGCCCCUCUCACCAAGCACCUCAACACCAUCCUCGCACCCGCGCCGGAAGAGACUUGCAGGUUGCCGGGCCCUCGCGCACGCAGAUAUCUCCUCUCCCUGAAAGGGUUCUGGGCCGCAGCCCUUCCCGGCCGGCGCGCGCCGGUCCGCGGGCGGGCGUCAGCGGCGCCGUCUGCGCCUGCGCCUGCGCCUGCGCGCCAGCGCCCGGGGACGGGCGGGGGGAGAAGAAGGGGCCGGCCUUCGAGCGACAGCGACGCAAGAUGGCAGCCACCACGGGCUCGGGAGUAAAAGUCCCUCGCAAUUUCCGACUGUUGGAAGAACUCGAAGAAGGCCAGAAAGGAGUAGGAGAUGGCACAGUUAGCUGGGGUCUAGAAGAUGACGAAGACAUGACACUUACGAGAUGGACAGGGAUGAUAAUUGGGCCUCCAAGAACAAUUUAUGAAAACCGAAUAUACAGCCUUAAAAUAGAAUGUGGACCUAAAUACCCAGAAGCACCCCCCUUUGUAAGAUUUGUAACAAAAAUUAAUAUGAAUGGAGUUAAUAGUUCUAAUGGAGUGGUGGAUCCACGGGCCAUAUCAGUGCUAGCAAAAUGGCAGAGUUCGUACAGCAUCAAGGUCGUUCUGCAAGAGCUACGGCGCCUAAUGGUGUCUAAAGAAAACGUGAAACUCCCUCAGCCGCCGGAAGGACAGUGCUACAGCAAUUAAUCAAAAAGAAAACCACAGCCCCCAUUCGAUUUAAGCAGUCUUCAUUUUCCACCGUAGUAAAUUUUCUAGAUACAUCUUGUAGACUCAGAGUACUGGAAAGGAAGCUUCCAUUCAAAGGCAGUUUAUCUUAAGAUACUGUAAAUGAUACUAAUUUUUGUCCAUUUGAAAUAUAUAAGUUGUGCUAUAACAAAUCCUCCUGUCAAGUGUAACCACUGUCCAUGUAGUUGAACUUCUGGGAUCAAGAAAGUCUAUUUAAAUCGAUUCCCAUCCUGACCGGUGGGCACAUCUAACUCAACUGUGAAAAGACACAUCACACAACCACCUUGCUGCUGAUGACUUGGCCGGGGGCUCUGCCUUCUCCCUCUCCUGCCUCCGCCCACCCUGGGACAGCCCCCGCGAGAGGCCUGCUAGAGCAGAGCAAAGGUGGCAGGUGGCACCUGGGGACUGCGCUGGGCAGGCUGCUUUGCCUCACCUGGUCACCUUUAAGUCUUAAACGCUCCCCUUCCAAGCCAUGGUCCCCCACUCUCCGCUGCCAUCCUUGGCCGAAGCAUAGAUUGUAACCCUCCGUCCCCUUUGAAAUUGGCCUUCGCAAGGAAUUCAGGGCUCCCUCCCCCACCUGAUGGAGGGGUGCUGCUUUCCCUCCUCCUCAGCCCCUGUCCACUGGCACCACCCGCGCUCUCCUCCACUGUCCUGGCCUUGGCCAGAGCCCUGGGUCAGCUCGGAAAGCCCCUGACCUCCCUCCUCCACUCCUGGAACCACCACCAUCCCCUCUCCACCAGCCUGGGCAAGGAGCUGUGGCUCUUGGGCCUAAGCUCUGCUGUCACCCUCAGCCCAUGCGUCUGGCCCAGUCCUAAGGUGGACAGGGCAGCCACCAGGGUUUCCCAGAUCUGCCAGCUCUCAUAGUCCCUGCUGGCUAGACCUGCAGAAAGGCCACUUGAAGACACUCGUGAGCACACAGGGUCCCUCUGGAUUUUUCCUUCUCCUGUAAUGACUUGGCUUGCAGACGGUGAAGAGGGGUGACCAGGGCUCCUGUCAGGGUCCCCUGCCAUCCACGUGGGUCCAGUGCGGAAUCUGACAACUGGAACCAGAGAAACCUGGACCCAGCGCACAGGCUGGUUUUGGUGCCGCUGCCUCCCAGGUGCUCAGCAGGGACUGAGGAGGAGCCGGUGUGCACAGCAGGCCCUGGAGUCUGCGGCCCGGCUUCCUGGCACGUUGCUGCGUCUCCCACUUCCCGUUCAGGACCACUAAAUGCUGAAAUGCGGAUGCAUAACGAAAUAAAGGCAAUUCAUGGUGUUCUGAAGGGUUUUUUUUCUCCUUUGUGUAAAACCACCUUUCGAAGCGGCAACUAUCAAGUCUGAAAAGCAAUUCAUGUUCCCAUUAAUCUAUUUCUGGGGGAAACCUCAGUUCUAAGGAUUUAACAUCCUGUACGUAAAGUUUAACGUAACAGUAUUCCAUAAGCAGCCUUUUUAUUGUCAGACCAUUGCCUGAUUUUAAUAUAAUAAAAAGUGUGCAUUAAUAUUUAA